UUGAUACAAUUCAGUGUUACAAUGGUAACAGGUAGAAGUUUCCAGAAAAUGUUUAUGUGAAAAGUGCAAAGAGGCAUUAUCUGACAUGCCUGCCACAAUUUUUUCCAAGUCUUACAGCUGUAAUAUUACACCAUCUACUGUUACUGCAGUUUUACCAUACCCCCUGAUUUCCCCCUCCCAGAUUUGCAAAGUUAUUACUUUUUUUCAUUUUAGUGAGAUGGCUGAACUUGUUUAAAUGAAAGUCUGCAACUAUUCCAUCAUAUAACCAUUAGACUGGAUAUAUAAUGCAGAAUGUUAAGUUGUUUUUUGACUGUAUGGUCAGAGUGCAAUUGUGUAAUCAGGAAAUGUGUUCUAGUAUAAACAUAAAGUCCAUCUGCAGUCCAAAGUAAUCUGCAUGGUUUCUAAAUGGUACUAUUCUCAGCAACCUUAUGUAUCUCAUACAACAGCAAUCAGCCUUUAAGUGAUGACUCCUAACAGAAAUAGCACAUGGGGAAGGAUCAGACAGCGUCUUUUUCGUAGUGUUCACUUGUCUAUUUUGAAAAUAUAUUGUACUAUAGGUUUCAAUGUUUGUAUUCUACUUACUAUCUUGUAGUAUACUGGUUAGCUGAGAACACUCAGUUUUCUUGCUGCUAAAAUUAAAGAUUCUGAUUAUAAAUAUAGUUGCCAAAAAUGUAUUAAUUAAUUAAUUAAAAUGAAUGGUCUCUAGUCAAUUUGUCACUAUAAAUAUAUCUGAAACAAUUUGUACAUAUUACAUCACACUUAUUGAAUACUAGUAUGUAUUUCAAAAAUAUUGAUUUCAAUAAAAGGCUAAUUUUUUUUUGAGUGCACUUGUCAUUCAAAAAUAUUGAACAUGUAUUAUGUAAUUGGCUAGCUAGUUAGCUAGCACUACAAUACCUUGGCAUAGCUUUAUUUUUAUGUAUGCAAGCUAUAUGGUAUUGUGACAAAUAUCUUUGCUGAGAUAUUUCAAGAUAAGAUGUGAAGAAAAUGUCAAAAGUUUUGUAAGACUAAGUUUUCUGUUUAAAAGGAAACACUUCUAGGUACCUCUUAACACUUCUUCUAAUUACAUAUGAAUAGUCCUGAAAUCCUGCUGCAAGUGUAUUUUAUAAGGUGAAGAUGUUUAUUUCUAUUGUGUAGUUCUAGUCUGCUCCUUUCCACUAUAGACUCUUUUCAAUUAAAUUCACUUUCUGCUGUGCCUGCUAGUUCCCAAUAUCACAAAAGUAUUAGUAAUUUGCCAAUUUUAAAUUUUCCUUGUGUUAUUGCAAAGGUUGCUUCAUUUGUAUGAACCAGUGCUCUGUGAGACAUAAAUGCAGUCCUCUAGGCUCUACACAGAAAAACCACAUCCCCGCCCUAAGAUAACUACAUACACAUUUGCCUGACACAGACAUAUGUUCCUAUUUAUAGAACUGGUGUGGUACAACUUGGUAUAACAGUUUCCUUGCAGUUCAACUGGGAGAAAUUGAAGGAGAAAGACGGACACAGAAACAAGGCUAUGAAAAAGUUAUUCAUCCACUCUUUUUAAAACGCUUCUAUGGCAUGGAUGAGGAAUCGUGUUUUGUAAGGGAAACUCCUUUUGACAAGACCUUGAAAUUGGCAGAUGAAGCUUUUUCAUACAAAAUUUACUGAACAUCAGGAAUAUUUUACUUUUGCUACUAUCAAUACAUAGUCAAAGAUAAAAUUAACACAUUUAGAGACAAACACAAGAACUAAAAAUCUGGUCCUACACACCGGAUUUCAAAGUUUGGCAUGAAAGCACAGAAGGAGACUGGUAAUUAAAGGGCGUCUAAAAAAAGAGCUGGACAGAGGGCGAGGCUGUGGAGUCAUAUGUGGAGGCACAGUAACUCUGAUUCUAAAAGAAGAGCUGUUUGAAUCCAUACAGGCUGCACCACGAGGAUUUACUCAUGGAUCCCUAUGGAGGUCACUACCUGAACCGAGAAGCAGUGUUGUCUUUACUGGGUAUGGCUCGCACGUGCCAACUGAUAUUGGGCUGCACCACGAUGGCUUUGGUGACUCACAGCGCAGGCUUCAGUGCCACCUACGGCACUUUCUGCAUGUUCGUGUGGUGCUUUUGUUUUGCCAUGACAUUGAUUAUUUUUGUACUUGAUGUGGUUCGCCUGCAUGGCUGUGUGCCCAUCUCCUGGGACAAUUUCACUGUGGCCUUUGCCAUGCUUGCCACAUUAAUGUACAUCACAGCUUCUGUUGUCUACCCUGUAUACUUCCUCAGCAAUGAAUGCCCGACUGAAGGCUGUGAAGUGCGCAACUAUCGCAUUGCUGUUACUGUGUGCUCCAGUAUCUGUUCUUUUGCCUAUGGUGCCGAGGUUCUCCUCACACGGGCCAAACCAGGCCAUGUAGUGGGUUACAUGGCCACCAUGUCAGGCCUGCUAAAGGUAGUUCAGGCCUUCUUUGCUUGCAUCAUCUUUGGUGCUUUGGCAAACGACAGUGAGUACCAUCGCCACAUUCCCACACAGUACUGUGUAGUUGUCUACAGUCUAUGCUUUGCCAUCACAGUGGUAGUGGUGAUUCUGACUGUCUCAGGAAGGACUGUAGUUCUGAGGCUGCCGUUUGACCGCUUUGUGAUUAUAUACACUUUCCUGGCAGUCCUGCUGUACAUGAGUGCUACUGUGGUGUGGCCGGUCUUCAGUUUUGAUAAGAAGUAUGGCUCUCCUGGGCGACCGAAUGAUUGCCCCCAGGGAAAAUGCCCAUGGGACAGCAAGCUUGUGGUGGCAGUGUUCACCUUUGCCAACCUGGUGCUCUACAUCAUCGACCUACUUUACUCUCAGAGGAUCCGCUUUGUCUCACAGUCAGCUGCCUAAAAUAGCAUUUCUGCUUCUACUUGCUAUGAAAUAAUGCAUCUAUUGAUGCUUAUCCAGAUAUUAUCACUAAUAUUUCGUAUCUCUGACUUUUAUGAUAGAUAGAUAGAUAGAUAGAUAGAUAGAUAGAUAGAUAGAUAGAUAGAUAGAUAGAUAGAUAUGCUUAUGUGAUGGAAAUCCUGUGAUAGAUUCAUUUUCAUGUAUGCCUUUCAGUGUUACUUAAUAACAAAUUAAUUCAGUCACAUCUUGAAUUUAUAAAGUCAUGUUUGUUUGUUUUUUUCUUUAUGUCUAUUUAUAAUAUCCAUUGAUUUAGAUGAUGACUGAAGCAUUUUACUCUACACUUAAGUAUAUUGCAGGGUAUUUUUUCAAGCAUGUAUCCUGUUACUGGAUGUAAUACUUUGUUGCUAAAUUCUUGAACUCCUUCCUCUUAACCAGAGCUCUUUGUUAUAACUGACCAUACAUUAAAACUACUGUUUCAUUAACAGAAUCUUCAGAGAUCUUUCACUUUCAUUUUAUUCUGUUAUUUUACAGCAUCUUCUGUGUACUCUGUGUGGUGGAUUUAUAAAUUGUGGCAGUAAUUUAUUUAAUUUAACAGGAAUGUGAAUCAACCUUGUCACCUAAAAUAUGUUUAACUCAAAUGUAACUCUGGGCAUGUAGGUUAUCAUUCUAUCUGUAUGUCAUGAUGAACAAUGUUUCAUCAAGAAACAUUUACACUACACAUUUUUAGAGUCUACUUAUAUAUUAGCAUACUGUGAGACUCAGUGUCAGGAAUCAAAUUACCAUUCAGCACCUAGUGAUCUACCAAACUGGAGGUUCACUGGUUCAGUUCCACAUUGUCCCACUUACAUUUGGUACUCUGGUCAGGAGACAUUUAAAAGAAGUUCAGGGGUAUAAAAAAGAUAAGCAUUGUACAAUAUGAGAGACCCUUGGGAGACCCUUUUACCAUCACACAUCUACCAUCCAAGCAUCCUAUGUCUGUUAUGCUGUACUUUAACUGUUGUAAGUUCACUCUACACUUUUGUUAUCUGUAUGCUUGGGUAUAUAAAUAUUAUAUUCUGUAUGUGUUGCUGCAUUUUUUUUUGUAAGUCACAUUUGCUGCAUUUCAUUUGCUACUACAAACCACUAGCACUAUAAAAGAAUCUCCACAUUUAUUUAAAUUACGUU
Molecule: messenger RNA, 3971 nt
Organism: Hemibagrus wyckioides
Lineage: Eukaryota; Metazoa; Chordata; Actinopteri; Siluriformes; Bagridae
Product: myeloid-associated differentiation marker-like protein 2
Exons: 2
Coding region: 1899-2810 (303 amino acids)
Cellular component (GO): membrane
Source: RefSeq, a predicted model, not a curated record